This is a messenger RNA of Pistacia vera, 1209 nucleotides long. RefSeq names its product peptidyl-tRNA hydrolase ICT1, mitochondrial-like. Gene Ontology annotation, biological process: translational termination. The record is from RefSeq and is a predicted model, not a curated record. NCBI's taxonomy places the organism in Eukaryota, Viridiplantae, Streptophyta, Magnoliopsida, Sapindales, Anacardiaceae. The coding region runs from base 64 to 750 and encodes 228 amino acids. The transcript has 7 exons. Gene Ontology annotation, molecular function: translation release factor activity.
UAACAUCUGGCUGUGUUUUAUUAGGGUUUUCAUUUCACUUGAAAAGGGUGUAAAAAAAAAAAAAUGACAAUUAGAAGCAAAACAAACACGAUCUUUAAAGAAAUGCUUCAUCAUCGACCAUUAUCCUCCUCCGUUUUCAUAUCACCGAUCCGUUUCACUUUACCUGGCUUAGACCGUUUAAGUAUCCAACGUUCAGUCAGCUUUGGCGGUGUUCGUUGCGCCGCCUCUGAUUCUGGCUCCGACAAGAAGGUAUCAGCUCGGCUGUCUCAAGUUCAGCAACUAUUGCAAGAAGCCGAGGAGCGAGCCAGCUCUGCUGGCAAUGACCCCAUCCCUAAAAUUACGCUAGAUCAUGUGACUGUUAGCUUUGCUCGAAGUGGUGGGCCUGGAGGUCAAAAUGUGAACAAAGUGAACACUAAGGUGGACAUGCGUUUCAAUGUUAAAAAUGCGUACUGGCUGAGUGACAGGGUCAGACAGAGGAUUAUGCAAAUGGAGAAAAAUCGAAUAAACAAGGAUGGUGAAAUUGUAAUUUCUUCAACAAAGACUAGAACACAGAAGGGUAACGUUGAAGAUGCCUUGGGGAAACUACAGGCAAUCAUUGAUGCGGCCUCUUACGUCCCACCACCUCCUUCUGAAGAGCAGAAGAAGAAAAUUGCUAAGUUGGCUGCAAUCGGGGAGCAGAAACGCCUUAAAAGUAAAAAGACCCUUUCAGAUAAGAAGGCAUUUCGAAGAAGUCGGGACAGUUGGGACUGAUUUUCUGUACAUUAAGGUUUCAGUUUUUGAAUUGUUAUAUUCGUAAUGGCCAUCCUUGCCCUACAAUUCAGAGGGCCUCGGGAAAUUAUAGACUACUGGAGAGAAGUAGCAGUGCUUUUGGCCAUGUUUCUUAGUCAAAAUUAUUAGAUAUCUUCUUGAUGUAAAAUUACAACAUUAUACUUUCAUUAAGCAUGCACUUGGUGAAUGUAUUGGGUUGGACCAAUUUCUUGGGAUUAGAGGUGGAAAAGCAGCCUACCAGGCUCGGCUCGGCUCGGCCCGACCCGACCCGACCCGACCUGCGGCGGGUUGCGUAGAGGACCGACCCGCCCGACAACAUUGGUAGGCUAGGUUAGGCCCGCCAAUGUUGGGGAAUUGGCUGGCCCAACCCGGACCGCCAACCCUAACCCGUCAGGUUAGGCUACGGGUUGGGUCGGGUUAACCCUCUUUUUGAUUUUUGAU